This is a messenger RNA of Colletotrichum aenigma, 1224 nucleotides long. RefSeq names its product Vegetative incompatibility protein HET-E-1. The record is from RefSeq and is a predicted model, not a curated record. The coding region runs from base 1 to 1224 and encodes 407 amino acids. Lineage: Eukaryota; Fungi; Ascomycota; Sordariomycetes; Glomerellales; Glomerellaceae. The transcript is spliced from 2 exons.
AUGAAAUUGCUCAACUGUACUAGCCUCGAAAUUGAGGAGUAUUAUGGGUCAUCGAUUCCCGAAAAGUAUGCGAUAUUGUCCCAUACUUGGGAAUCUGGCGAGGCUAGCUUUCAAGACGUCGGCAAUACCGAGGUUAUGGCUAGCAAGUCAGGCUGGGCGAAAAUCAAGCAGACAUGCCGUCUAGCUCUUGACCAGGGCCACUCGCACGCGUGGAUUGACACGUGCUGUAUCGACAAGACGAACUUUACGGAGCUGACUGAAGCUAUCAAUUCCAUGUUCAAAUGGUACGCGAGGUCAACGACAUGCUACGCGUAUCUGGCGGAUAUCGGCGCCGACGAGUCUUUGCAGUUCCAAGAUUCGCGCUGGUUCACGCGCGGGUGGACUCUACAAGAACUUAUUGCGCCACGUCAAGUCGAGUUCUACGACAAGAAUUGGAACUUUCUGGGCACGAGAGCUGAUCUCAGCAACAAGAUGGAAGAAAGAACUGGCAUCGAUAAAGACUUUUUGACCAAUACGACUGAAGCUGUGGAAGAUAUGCUUCCUGACAUCCCCAUCGCUCGUCGCAUGUCGUGGGCAGCGGACCGGGAAACUACUAGGGAUGAAGACCUCGCCUACUGCCUUUUGGGCAUCUUCGGCGUGAAUAUGCCACUUCUUUACGGCGAAGGUCCAAGGGCUUUCAUGCGACUGCAAGAAGAAAUUAUAAGAGACACCCAUGACACGUCAAUACUUGCCUGGAGCCACCCAAAUCCGAAAUCAACCGAUCCAAACCAGACCCCGCAGCACCUAUUUGGCGUUUUAGCAACGUCACCAAGGCUAAGAGACUUCUACGGAGUUGUGCACUUUAGAGUUGUCAUACUAGACAGCGGGCCCGGUGGGCGGAAUCCCGUAGGUCAGGACUUUGUCGUGGCUACUUGGUUCCAGGGCGGCGGUCUAGACCAGCCCGAAAUGCGUCUGGCUACUUCGACAGAGCGAAGUGAGCUUUACAACGCAGUGAUGGCGAGAGACACUGAUUCGUGGCAGCCUCUUUGCAUGCGGCAAAAGGUGCAGCCCAUCGACGUGUGGCUUGGAGAGGACAGAGCAAAGCAGCCGCGACGUCUUGUUGAUCGUGUCAAGUCGAAGCUUGCUGAGAAGUGGAGGUUUUCUGCCUCUCCCCAGAUGUCAACGAUAAUGGGGACAUCACGGAAACACUCAGUGAGGAUUACGAUUACACCAGUGAAGGCUUAG